CUCUCCGGUCCCUUCAGCCCGCUCACUCCGCUGCUGCACCGCCGGGACACCGGCAGACACCGCCCGGUCAACUCGCCCGCGGAUCGAUCGACCGACCGGCCGUCGCGGAUGAUCGAUGAGCGGAGCCGAGAGGCGCGCGCCCGGGAUCCUCCGUCCUCGUGGUCCGCGGCUCUGCAGGUGCAAGAGGAGCCCGGACGAGUCUGCCGCUUUAUCUCACCACGUCAUACGUGUUUCAUCCGCAGCCAUGACGUCAUCUGACGCGUUUGCGACGGACGUCCUGUGGCGCUCGCCUCCGGCGUCGGUCUCUGCGGCGGUUUGACCGGUUCCGCCGGUUCCGCCGGUCCGGUGAGAGGAGGCGGCAGCUGCCGCAGUUUGAUCCGGGCGCACAAUGUCCUCGGGGAGUCUGGACGAGCUGCCCAUGGAGAGCUGGAUGUCUCACCUGCCGCGCGCCCUGUGGGACACGCCCCUGUACCACCUGGCCAUCCCAGGCAGCCACAACGCAAUAACCUACUGUCUGGAUAUGAAUGACCGAUCCCCAGUGGACCUCACGCAGCCAGACCUGCUGCAGAAGCUGGACAAAUACAUGAAGCCUCUCAUUCGCCCCUUUGUGUACAAGUGGGCGGUGACCCAGGAGCGCACCAUAAGGCAGCAGCUGGACUCGGGCGUCCGAUACUGCGACCUGAGAAUCGCGCGCAGGCCCAACGACAGCUCCGGCGACCUGUGCUUCUACCACGGCGUUUACACCGCGCUCACUGUGGAGACGGUUCUAAUGGAGAUCAGAGAGUGGCUGGACGCUCACCCUAAAGAGGUGCUCAUCCUCUCCUUCAGCCACUUCCUGGGCCUGAGCCAGGAGCUCCACGCGCUGCUGCUCGCCACCAUCCGCAACGCGUUCACCUCCAAGCUCUGCCCCAAGACGGAGGAGUUAACUCUCCGGAACCUGUGGGCUUCGGGCUACAACGUGAUUGUGUCCUACGAACACAACAUCUGCAGUUGCCACGGCGACCUGUGGCCCCACAUCCCGUACUGGUGGGCCAACAAGUGCAAAGCGGAGGCGCUCAUCGAGGACUUCGAGCACAGGAAGCAGCACGGCCGACCGGGAGGUUUCUUCGUGACAGGCAUCAACCUGACGGAGGACCUGAAGUACAUCUGCACGCACCCCACCGAGUCCCUGAAGGACCUGGUGACGUCCACGUACCCGGCGCUGCUCAGCUGGGUCCGGGACCAGACGCCCGGCCCCCGGGUCGGCUCGCUCAACAUCAUCGCCGGGGACUUUGUCACCGAGAGCCCGUUCGCGCGGACCGUCGUGACGCUCAACCAGAAGCUACUGAAUCCGUCCUCGUGACUUUUCACCUAUUGGAAGAAGUGAAUCACAGCAUGAGCUUGUUUUGUGGCGGGAAAAAGUACUUGAAUUAUUACUUUGAAUUUCCUACAUGCACUUAUCUGGAGGCAGUGAAAUGUAUAUUUCAGUUUUUGGAAAUAGACCUUUUGGGGUUAUUUCGACCUGCACUGUUUACAUUGAGUUCACUAUUUAUGCAACGUCCUGUAUGACUCAUUGUCACGGUGACUAGCAAUAAUAACAACUAACAUCUCACCUGGACAUUUUAAAAGAGGAAAGCACAAGCGAUGUAUCCAAUGAGCACAUACGAUUGUAAUGUACAUUCUUUCUCACCUAUAUACACGUAUUAAUCUGUAGAGAAUGUAGCGAGAAAACGUCAAACUUAUGCAAAAAAUGCAUGGACUUGUUAUCUGCAUGAACCCGCCCGGGGCUUUUCCUUCUAAUAUUGACCUUUGGAGCAGUGCCGCACCGCUGUGCCUGAGGGGGCGCUUUCCCACUAACAGUGAGCCUCACUUUGUCAUGGGACCAUAUGGUUACAGUGGCCCAUGCAGUGAUAAUCACCCCUCAAAUCACAGAGAUCCACUUGAAAAAGCACAUUUUUCAUUUGAUCCUGUCGUUUGUUGGUGAAAAUGCUCUUUGUGAAAAACCAACACUAUUAAAUAAGAUAAUCAAUGGGACCGAUUACUGGCACACGCUCCCUUUGAAUCAGUAACCAGAAUGACUCAGUUAACUAGUUACCUAAAGAAGCUUGUUAUUAUUUACCCAGUUGCCAAAUAAAUCUUUUUUUUUUAUCGUCA
Gasterosteus aculeatus aculeatus (three-spined stickleback) is the source of this 2133-nucleotide messenger RNA. It is a transcript of the gene plcxd1.1, whose product is annotated as phosphatidylinositol-specific phospholipase C, X domain containing 1, tandem duplicate 1. Lineage: Eukaryota; Metazoa; Chordata; Actinopteri; Perciformes; Gasterosteidae. Gene Ontology annotation, biological process: lipid metabolic process. The record is from RefSeq and is a predicted model, not a curated record. Gene Ontology annotation, molecular function: phosphoric diester hydrolase activity.